AUGGAGGCAGCGCGUGGGCGGCGCGGCCUGGUUCGGGGCUGCUGCUGGGCGCUGCCCACGGCGCUUCUCUGCCUCUACGGCUUCUUCUCCAACCUGCGGCCCUCCGAGCCCUUCCUCACGCGCUACCUGCUGGGCCCGGACAAGAACCUCAGCGAGACCCAGGUCUUUAAUGAAAUCUAUCCAGUAUGGACGUACUCUUAUUUAGUGCUGCUAUUUCCAGUAUUUCUUGCAACAGACUAUCUCCGGUACAAACCUGUAAUCCUUCUACAGGGACUGAGCCUUAUUGUGACUUGGUUCAUGCUGCUCUAUGCCAAAGGACUAUUGGCUAUUCAGUUCCUGGAGUUCUUCUAUGGAGUGGUGACUGCUACAGAGAUUGCUUAUUUUUCCUAUAUUUAUAGCAUUGUGGAUUUGAAUGUGUACCAGAAAGUCACCAGUUACUGUCGAAGUGCCACCUUGGUGGGUUAUACUGUGGGUUCCGUCUCUGGACAGGUUCUGGUAUCGGUGUUCAACUGGUCCCUGUUCAGCUUGAAUGUCAUCUCCCUAACAUCUGUGUCUGUAGCUUUUGCCAUUGCCUGGUUUCUGCCAAUGCCUCAGAAAAGUCUUUUCUUUCACCACCUCUCAAGCAGCCAGGUUGCUAGGGAAAUGAAGGUUAUUGACUGUAAAAGUGGAGCUGUCGUCCGAGAUGAUCCUGCAUUACAGAGUGUGCCUGGGUGGGAAGAUGAGUCAGAAGUUCCCUUAAAUGUGGAGGCCCAUUCUGCAGAGAAGCAGGAGCAGAAAGUGGACAUCGUCAUAGUGCUCAAAGAGCUAUGGCGGGACUUCUUCCAGUGCUAUUCCUCUCGGCCUAUGCUAUGUUGGUCUGUAUGGUGGGCACUGUCAACCUGUGGCUACUUCCAAGUAAUAAACUACACUCAGGGCCUAUGGGAGAUGGUACUUCCUGCUCAGAACUCUGAGAUCUAUAAUGGUGGUGUAGAGGCUGUUUCAACACUCUUAGGAGCUGUUGCAGUGUUUGCUGUAGGUUACAUAAAAAUACCGUGGGCUACCUGGGGUGAAGUAGCAUUAGCCCUGUUUUCCCUCCUUAUUGCUGCUGCUGUCUAUAUCAUGGAUAUAGUUCGUAACAUCUGGAUAUGCUAUGCGUCGUACGUGGUCUUCAGAAUUAUCUACAUGCUGCUUAUCACAAUAGCAACGUUCCAGAUUGCUACAAACCUAAGUGUGGAGCGGUAUGCCUUGGUAUUUGGGGUCAAUACUUUCAUUGCCCUGGCACUUCAGACUGUCCUCACUGUGAUUGUUGUGGACUCCAGAGGUCUUGGGCUAAACAUCUUCACGCAGUUCAUAAUCUAUGCGGCCUACUUUGCAGUCAUAUCAGCUGUGUUCUUGGUCAGUGGUAUGUACAGUAUUAUGAAGAAUUACAGAAGACAGAAGGACAUGCAAAGCGUAACUGCAAAUCCUAAAUGCACUGAGGACUCUCUUGGAAAUGAAGUAUGAAGAUAUAGGUCUAUUUAUUAGUCUCUGCCACUCUUUCCAAGGCAAUCUGAAUUGUACUUGAAAUGUGUUCAUACUAUAUUAGUAGCUUGCUUUAGAAGGAAAAGUUAUUUAAUUAGACCUUAUGUAAGUAAGAACAAAGUAUCUUCUCACAUGCCUUUUAUACUUCAGUUGCAUAUGUGGGGAGGUACAAGAAGUUUGCUCAAGAAAUGAAAGACUAAUGAGAUCUUAGUCCUGGCACGUGAUCCUCAAUAUCAUCCUUAAAUAUAAGGAUAUAAGAGUAUAAAUGUAACCAUUGUACAUCUGCCAGUCUUUGAGCAAGAAAAGCCCAGCUGUGCUGCAGGGCAGCAAUGCAGGGCACUGGCAGAGCUGUGCGGGGAGCCCAGGGCUGGAAUAGCAGAGGGUGCUGCAGAUUAGGAGUAAGACACUGCGCCUGUCCUGUGCUGUCAGACGCACACCAAUGAGCACUAAAUACACUUUAGACUUAGUCUGUAUAUAUGCAUUUCCUCAUCCUGCAUGUGUUAUUUCUGCCCCUGGAGUCAUUCCAGCUGCUGGUGUUGCAAGACAUAGCUGGUCAUGGGUAACUUCCCUCAAGAGCUUUAAUGUGUUCUGGAUUAACUUGCUGACAUCAAUGAGUUGGCUGUCAGCAAUGUUUUGUUGCACUAUGAAAAUUGUGUUCUCUUACUUAGAAGAGAAUACAGUUCCAGAGGUAAGCUAAUGUGCUCUCUGGCAUAGAGAAUGCUGAUCCCGUGGGCCAGGGAAGGUCUUCUAGCCUCUUAUUCUUUCGGACUCUGGACUCCUGUGAUGCAAAGCCAUUGACCCUGAACUGCUGUGGAGGGGGCCAGGGU
Molecule: messenger RNA, 2327 nt
Organism: Gavialis gangeticus (Gharial)
Lineage: Eukaryota; Metazoa; Chordata; Crocodylia; Gavialidae
Gene: SLC19A2
Product: solute carrier family 19 member 2
Exons: 6
Coding region: 1-1482 (493 amino acids)
Biological process (GO): vitamin transport; transmembrane transport
Cellular component (GO): plasma membrane
Molecular function (GO): vitamin transmembrane transporter activity
Source: RefSeq, a predicted model, not a curated record